AUGGCGGAAGGUUGUUGGCAGAGAGUUUUUUCUCUCCUUAAAAUUACGACCGUUUUUAUCAUCUUGUUCUACAAAAUAAAAGUCCAAGCGAAGGAAACAGAUAGCAGUUGCGCUAAUGAAUCAUGUGAUGUAAAUUUUAACCCGAAGGGACCACUGAUAAAGUGUGAAUUUGUCCCAAGGGAUUUUUUAGAAUGCGAACCACCUCAGGAUCUUCAUGGGAAUUCAACUUACAAAAUAGAACUAGGAUAUGGCUGUAGCAAGUAUGGUGGAUUAAGAUAUGAGGAAGUGGAGAGAUCUAAAGUUUGGUGUGAGGUUUUGCCUGGGAUAGAAUGCCAUGGCAAGAGAAGAUUCCUUGGUCAUGAAGAACCUUGCAUCAAAUAUUCUGGCCAUUACUUUGUCACUACUCUGUUGUAUUCAAUACUGCUUGGGUUUCUUGGCGUAGACAGGUUCUGCCUUGGUCAUACUGGAACAGCAGUUGGAAAAUUAUUAACCAUUGGGGGUCUUGGCAUUUGGUGGGUUGUGGAUAUCAUAUUACUGAUUACUGGAACAUUAAAACCUGAAGAUGGGAGUAACUGGAACCCUUAUUAUUAAAGUAUUGACAACAGAAAAAUGGGAUGUAUAUAUGGAAGUAUAGGAAUGAAAUGAUGGAACUUGUCAGAGAUUAGACAUCUUCAGAAGAAUUACAAUGUACUACAGCUUAAAUGGAGGAAUGGGAUUUCUGUUGGUAUAAUACAAUAAUAGUAAUAAAAUAAUCAUGAUGAUAAUGUAAUUGGCUCUAAGCACAUGUAUAUAAUAUAUAUAUAUAUAUAUAGUGUACAUAGGUUAUUAUGGUUAAGGUACAUUGUUGACCUAUGAAAUUUCAUUUGCAUACGUCGAUGAUGUUGAGGCUGUCAAAUGGCCGACAGCUGGUUGGCAUUGUAUAUGAGGUGCUGUUCUUGCAUUUUAUCAUCAGAUGUUGUUAAUAAUUUAACAUAAUCAUAAUUAUGAUAAACGAUAAUAUCAAACAUGA
Messenger RNA from Actinia tenebrosa (Australian red waratah sea anemone), 1009 nucleotides. RefSeq names its product TM2 domain-containing protein amaretto. NCBI's taxonomy places the organism in Eukaryota, Metazoa, Cnidaria, Anthozoa, Actiniaria, Actiniidae. The record is from RefSeq and is a predicted model, not a curated record.